CUUGAUAAUCAUUGGGAAUUUGAAUUCGACGAUAAUAUAGCUCAACAGAUUGUGCCACGAAGCGCAGAAAAACACACACAAUACGACGUUUCGAAACUUUGCGAUCACUGCCGAACGAUGAAAAUAUGGUCUCAGGACUUUGAGUUCUAUGACACCAUGUCAAGCCUUGAAGAUCGGUCUGGAGAUUGUGGCCUAUGUGGCCUAUUGUGUCAGGCGAUGCUUGAUAGAGCCGCUAGACGCGAUGAAGUUAUUAAAUUUAUUAGAAACCGUUCCUCGUUGACCUUCGGCCACAGCCAUUGGAGCCCGAUUCUGUCUCUAUGCACAACAUCUGAAUCCGAGACUCUGCGCUCUAACGAGGUGCAACUUGGGUUUCCUUCUUUAGCCGAUCCAGGCAGUGAGACCCAAAUGAAGAUAAUUUCCUCCUGGAUUGAAAGUUGCGACCAGGCUCAACAUAUCCCUGACGCCGAUAACUUCAUCCCGAGUAGGCUAUUGUAUGUUGGCGAUAUGAAGUCCAGCCGCGUCUGGCUGCUAGGUGAAUUGGGAGACCAGAUGAAGCCAGUGAAGUAUGUCGCCCUUUCUCAUCGAUGGGGAAAUCCCAAGCAGAAGCAACCGAAAUACGUGACCGCCGCCGUUACGACGUUUGAUAACCUCGGCAUGAUCGGAUCUCCUGAAGGAUUAGACCAGUCAGAACUUCCAAAGACGUUCCAAGACGCUAUUUCGGUAACAAGAAAGCUGAAUUUGAACUACCUGUGGAUAGACUCCUUGUGCAUCCUGCAGAGAACGGGGAAGGGCGGGGAUGCCGAAUCCACUGCAGACUGGGAGAAAGAGUCAAAACUGAUGGAGAAGAUCUUCCACUCUGCUUAUAUCACUAUUGCUGCUAGCUGCGCUGAGCAUAGGUUCGACGGCUUCCUCAAGCCACGGGCCUCGCGGAAAUUUGUAACGAUGGCGGCAGAUGACGGUUCUCUGUUUCAUGUUUGUGAGGUGAUCGAUAAUUUCGAUGCCCACGUUGAACAGGGAGAACUUAAUAAACGGGCCUGGGUCCUGCAAGAACGCGCUCUCUCACGCCGAACCAUUUAUUUCGCUGAUGCCCAAGUAUACUGGGAGUGUGGGCAAGGUAUAAGAUGCGAAACAUUCACAAAGAUGAAGAACCGUAAAGCAUCUUUUCUUGGCGACUCCAAUUUCCCACACUCUGCCGAGGCGUACAAAGAAGGGAGAAAAUUACAGCACUACCAAGAUCUUUAUGAAAAGUUCUCCACCUUAGGGCUUACCUAUCCCAGCGACAGACCGAGGGCGAUCUCAGGUCUUGAGACAAGAUUGAUGAAGGCUAUGGACUCAGCAGGCGGCUACGGCGUGUUUGAGUCACACUUUCACCGGGGACUACUAUGGCAUCGCGAACUAUCGACACCUAGACUGGAAAGAAUUGAACUGAAAUCCGACGAUAAGGUCCCAUCCUGGUCGUGGACCGCCUAUAGCGGAGAGAUACGAUACAUGAACGUGCCGAUGGGGAAAAUCGAAAAGAACGAUGGGAUCAAGUCACCUUUCCAAGUCGAUAAGCCCACUACUUCAGGUGUAUCUGGGAGCGAAGCUAGAUCAAGUGAGAUCAAAGCGCCCUUGCGUACCUUGACUGAGAACCAUCAGGGCUGGCUGAUUCUGGACGACCCAAACCGGAAACUAGAGAAGCCACUUCACUGUAUUGUUGUUGGAAAAAAUCAUCAACAACAUCAUGGGAAACAGGCGCAUUAUGUUUUGCUUGUUCAAGAAAACCGUGAACUUGAAGCCUACGAGAGAGUGGGAGUCGCAUAUCUGAGUGCCGAAGGGCUGGAACCAGACAUCGAUUCUCCAGUUGUGAGAAUUUGGUAA
This is a messenger RNA of Clonostachys solani, 1860 nucleotides long. The record is from the annotation of a GenBank genome assembly. NCBI's taxonomy places the organism in Eukaryota, Fungi, Ascomycota, Sordariomycetes, Hypocreales, Bionectriaceae.